This is a messenger RNA of Caenorhabditis remanei, 492 nucleotides long. RefSeq lists its product as uncharacterized. The coding region runs from base 1 to 492 and encodes 163 amino acids. The transcript has 3 exons. The record is from RefSeq and is a predicted model, not a curated record. Lineage: Eukaryota; Metazoa; Nematoda; Chromadorea; Rhabditida; Rhabditidae.
AUGGCUGAUUUACGUGUUCAACCAACCGAUUAUUCGGAGCUGCUCGAAGAGAUUUUUAGAAGAAUCGCUACGGAAGGUGACAGCGAUCGAAACCGCGACUCGUUCCGCCGUUGGACCGACAUUUUCAGUCGUCCAGACAUCGCUCCCGGCCGGAAAUCAUUCAAAUCGUUGCGAUUGAUGAAGAAGGAGCACGUGAAUAAGCAGGAUAAGACUGACGUCUGUGCCAUCUGCCUCGACAAUGUGUGCAAUCCGGUCGAUAUUCCUCAAGAUUUCGUGCUCAAAGAGGAGCUGAGAACCGACGAGGCGACAUUCCGGGAAUCGAUUGUCAUCAUGCCGUGCAACCAUCGUUUCCAUUAUUUCUGUCUGACUCUCUGGCUCGAAAAAGAGCAAACGUGUCCAACGUGUCGAGCGAAAGUCAAGACGGACGGAGAGUUGGAAAUCGAGGAGAGGGAGAGAAAUCUUGCGGAGCUUCACGAUUCGAUGUAUGGAUAA